CCUUUUAUGUAUUUUUCUUGCUUAAUGUUACUGCAGCUUUCUAUCCAGGAAAUGAGGAUUUGAACAGUGAUGGGGAGGUCAGCAAUGGUUGGAUUUGGGACAUAUUUUAUGGGCAGAACAAAUGGAACUUGUUGGCUCAGAAGUGGGUGGUGGAAGAAAGAGAGAAGUUAAAAGUGACUUCUAGGUUUAUGGAUGGACUAAAUUAUUGUGGUGCCACUGUUUAGACAGGGUAGAUGGGGGGAUGCAGGACUAAGAGGGGAAGAGAAAAGGUCCAUCUGGGUCACAUUAAAUUUGGCCAUGAUUGUGCAUCAGAUAGAUAAAAGCAAGAGAAGGAGGGAAGAAGUCAGAACACAGACCUCUGGGGAAAGCUCACAUGUAGAAAAGGGAUGGAAGAAGAGGCAUCAGAAAGAGAGGCAAAGAAGAGCAAUCUGAGGGGGAGAAAAAGAACCAGGAAAGUCAGAGAAACAAGGAAGAAGUUUCAGGAAAGUGGUAGUGGUCAACUAUGCAAACAAGACGGGAAGGAAGGUGAGGACUGAGAAAGGAUUUUUUAUGUGAGCAACAAGGUUAUUGGUAACCUCUGACAGAACAUUUUCAGCAGAGUGGAUAAGGUCUCUGCUGGAGUGCAAGUGAAUUGAAAAUAUAAGUGAGUGAGGGAAGUGCUUUAAACAAAUCUAAAGUGCUGUGUGUGUAAGGCAGUGUUGCUAUUUCUGUUGCCAUGGAAACAGAAACCUUUCAGGAGAACUAAAAGCCACUUAAAAUCCCUGACUCUAACCCAUUAUAUCCGCUUGUUCUCUUGAGAAAGAUAAUGACAAAAACCAGUCAUUAGAGGGGCAGGGCAAUUUUAGGUUUCUUCUUUUUAGAUGUAGCCCUUAACUGGAAAUCUUCCCCCUUCUUGAGAAGAGAUCUUGCACUGACAUCUAUACUGGCUUCUAAAAAGCACAGAUGACCUGCUACACUUCCUGACUUUCUUGCUAUUGGUUGGCACUGUUCAUAAAUAUAAUUUGCUGUUUCCCUUUUCUUUUAAAUGAGCAAUCCGAAUUACUUGGAGGAGAAAGGCAGAAGAGAUAGAGGCAGCAGAAGCCAGGGCAGCUGAAAGACAGAGAACUUCAGUCUGAACCAACAACAAGCAAAGUUAAAUUAUGGAUAUCCAAGGGAGUCUAUAGAAGGUCCAUGCAAGGUAUGGAGAGUUCCUCAACAGAGACAUUUUGACUAUUUAUCUGAACUAGAUAUCCCUUGAAUGUGCACACAAAAAGUGAAUGGCUCAUUUGAUAAGGGAAAACUUGGUUCUAAGAUGGCUGAAUAGGAACAGCUCCAGUCUGCAGCUCCCAGUGUGAGCAAUGAAGAAGAUGGGCGAUUUCUGCAUUUCCAACUGAGCAUGGAAAGAAAAUUUAUGUCCUUGCAUCCAUCCAUCUCCGUAUCAGAAAUGGAACCAAAUGGCACCUUCAGCAGUAACAACAACAGCAGAAACUGCACAAUUGAAAACUUCAAGAGAGAAUUUUUCCCAGUUGUAUAUCUGAUAAUAUUUGUCUGGGGAGUCUUGGGAAAUGGCUUGUCCAUAUAUGUUUUCCUGCAGCCUUAUAAGAAGUCCACAUCUGUGAAUGUUUUCAUGCUAAAUCUGGCCAUUUCAGAUCUCCUGUUCAUAAGCACACUUCCCUUCAGGGCUGACUAUUAUCUUAGAGGCUCCGACUGGAUAUUUGGAGACCUGGCCUGCAGGAUUAUGUCUUAUUCCUUGUAUGUCAACAUGUACAGCAGUAUUUAUUUCCUGACCGUGCUGAGUGUUGUGCGUUUCCUGGCAACUGUUCACCCCUUUCGGCUUCUGCAUGUCACCAGCAUCAGGAGUGCCUGGAUCCUAUGUGGGAUCAUAUGGAUCUUUACCAUGGCUUCCUCAGUAAUGCUCCUCAACAAUGGCUCUGAGCAGAAGGGCAGUGUCAUAUCAUGCUUAGAGCUGAAUCUCUACACAAUUACUAAGCUGCAGACCAUGAACUAUAUUGCCUUAGUGGUGGGCUUCCUGCUGCCGUUUUUCACACUCAGCGUCUGUUAUCUGCUGAUCAUUCGGGCUCUGUUAAAAGUGGAGGUCCCAGAAACGGGGCUGCGGGUUUCUCACAAGAAGGCACUGACCACCGUCAUCAUCACCUUGAUCAUCUUCUUCUUGUGUUUCUUGCCCUAUCACACACUGAGGACCCUUCACUUGGUGAAAUGGAAAGUGGAUAUAUGCGAAGACAGGCUGCAUAAAGCUGUGGUUAUCACACUGGCCUUGGCGGCAGCCAAUACAUGCUUCAAUCCUCUGCUCUAUUACUUUGCUGGGGAGAAUUUUAAGGACAGACUAAGGUCUGCACUCCGAAAAGGCCAUCCAUAGAAGGCAAAGACAAAGUGUGGUUUCCCUGUUAGUGUGUGAUUGAGAAAGGAAACAAAAGUAUAAGGAGUUCUUAGAUGAGACUUGUUCUUGUAUCAUUGUGUCCAUCUUCAUUCACGCAUAGUCUCCAAAUGACUUUGUAUUUACAUCAUUCCCAACAAAUGUUGAUUCUUAAUAUUUAGUUGACCAUGACUUUUGUUAAUAAGAACGACUUCAAAAAUUUUAUUCAGUAUAUUUUCAGUUGUUGAGUCUUAAUGAGGGAUACAGGAGGAAAAAUCCCUACUAGAGUCCUGUGGGCUGAAAUAUCAGACUGGGAAAAAAUGCAAAGCACAUUGGAUCCUACUUUUCUCCAGAUAUUGAACCAGAUAUCUGGCCCAUCAGGCUUUCUAAAUUCUUCAAAACAGCCACAACUUCCCCAGCUUCCCCAGCUCCCCUGCCCUCUUCAAUUCCCUGAGAUAUAGCCAACUAACGACGCUACUGGAAGCCCCAGAGCAGACAAGAAGCACAUCCUAAGAUUCAGGGAAAGAAGAGGAAGGCUGUCCUAUAACAAAGCAACUUCAAGUCCCAAGUAAGGACAGUGAGAGAAAAGAGGGGAGAAGGAUUGGAGCAAAAGAGAACUGGCGAUAAGUGGGGGAAGGAAUAAUUUCAUUUUGCACUGGGAGAGAGGUUCUAACACACUGAAGGCAACACUAUUUCUAUUGUUUCUCUCUUGCCAGGGUGUUAGGAAGGACAGGAAAAGUAGGAGGAGGCAUUGCCCUGGGAAAUGAAAGAAUUGUGUAUAGAAUGGAAGGGGGAGCAUCAAGGGCAUGUAUCUCAAAUUUUCUUUCUGUCCUUGCUGCAGUUCUUCUUCCCAUUAAUUCAUUGGGAUGGAAGCCAAAAAUAAAAGAGGUGCCUCUGAGGGUUAGGAUUGGGCACUCAAGGGAAGGAUAGAGUAGAGGGCAAAUUGCAAAAGUUGUUGCACUCCUGAAAUUCUAUUAACAUUUCGGCAGAACAUGAGCAGGGUGAUGCUGCCUUCCCUUUUGAGAUAGUAUAGAAAAACACUAGAUAGUGUGAGAGGUUCCUUUCUGUCCACUGAAACAAGACUAAGGGUACUACCAACUACUACCACCAUGACCACUGUACUGCCAACAAUUGAAUGCAGUCCCCCUGCAGGGCAGAUUAUGCCAGGCACUUUACAUUCAUUGAUCCCAUUUGACAUUCACACCAAAACUCUGAGUUCCAUGUUACAGCUGAAGAAAUUGAAGCUCAGAGAAAUUAAGAAGCUUUUUUAAGUUUACACAGCUAGUAAGAGUUUUAAAAAUCUCUGUGCAGAAGUGUAGGCUGGGUGCUCUCCCCACUGCUAUCCUUGUAAACUUCCAGGAAGAUUGGUUGAAAGUCUGAAUAAAGUCUCUCCUCUACUACCA
Messenger RNA from Macaca mulatta (Rhesus monkey), 3756 nucleotides. RefSeq names its product cysteinyl leukotriene receptor 2 (gene CYSLTR2). Lineage: Eukaryota; Metazoa; Chordata; Mammalia; Primates; Cercopithecidae. Gene Ontology annotation, biological process: G protein-coupled receptor signaling pathway. Gene Ontology annotation, molecular function: leukotriene receptor activity. Gene Ontology annotation, cellular component: plasma membrane. The record is from RefSeq and is a predicted model, not a curated record.